This is a messenger RNA of Danaus plexippus (monarch butterfly), 873 nucleotides long. RefSeq names its product alpha-tocopherol transfer protein-like. Gene Ontology annotation, molecular function: phosphatidylinositol bisphosphate binding. Lineage: Eukaryota; Metazoa; Arthropoda; Insecta; Lepidoptera; Nymphalidae. Gene Ontology annotation, cellular component: membrane. Bases 1 to 873 code for a protein of 290 amino acids. The transcript has 6 exons. The record is from RefSeq and is a predicted model, not a curated record.
AUGCCAUUCCAAGAAAUAGCCUUCCGCGCGGAACUUGACCGCCAUGAGGAUCCAGAGUUCGAGUACCAGGCGAGCAUACUCUGUGAGGAGGACGCCGCGGCGCGCGCCGACCGCGUACAGCUACUGAGGAAUAUGAUUUAUGAGCGUGGUGAGUGUGUCCCACCUCGUAUGGACGACGCGUUCUUGUUGAGAUUCCUCCGCGCUCGUCGCUCCAUACCCGCGCGCGCGCACCGCCUCAUGGUUCGUUAUUGUAAAUUCCGUGAGCAGCAUCCUCAUCUGUGGAAAAACGUCUAUUGGUACAGCUUGUCGAAGCUGGGUGAAACCUUCGAGGGAGUUCUCUUUGACAGACCGGAUGUCGGAAGACUUAUUAUCUGCCGUUUAGGUCAAUGGAACCCGGACAUAUACCCAGCUGACGAUCUCAUUCGCGGUUGUCUCUUGUCCCUGGAGAUAGGCAUCAUGCAACCGAAGCUCCAGGUUCUAGGCGGAACAGCUAUAGUAGACUGCGAGGGGAUCACCAUGAAGCAUAUGAGACAGUUGUCACCAUCGAUUGCUGUUCAAGCUAUGAAUAUCAUGGGGUUCUCGUUUCCUCUCCACCAACGCGGUGUUCACAUCGUGAACUGCUCGCGGUGGUUCGAGAAACUGUUCCAUUUGUUGAAACGUUUCGCUCCUGCUGACGAGUUGUGGAGGAAGGUCUACUUCCAUGGAUACGAGUAUACAUCUUUACAUAGGUACAUCGACCCCGAGUGCCUCCCAAAGAGAUACGGCGGCCACCGCGAGUCCGUCUCGGUUAGAGAUUGGCUCACAAAAAUAAAACAGUAUAAGAACAAACAGUUCGACGACGACAUCAGCUGUUUGGGAUAUGCCAUAGAUUAA